GCUGCCCCUAGACCCUUCUCAAAGCAGGUGCACCUGGACAACGGCAUCUCCUCCAAGGCCAUGAGCAUCAUGAACUCGUUCAUCAACAUCUUCAAGCGCAUCGCCUCCAAGGCGUCCCACCUGGCCCACUACUGUAAGAGGUCCACCAUCACCUCCAGGGAGAUCCAGACCGAUGUCCGCCUGCUGCUGCCAGGAGAGCUGGCCAAGCACACCAUGUCCAAGGGUACCAAAGUCACCAAGUACACCAGCUCCYAGUAA
Austrofundulus limnaeus is the source of this 258-nucleotide messenger RNA. RefSeq names its product histone H2B.3-like. Lineage: Eukaryota; Metazoa; Chordata; Actinopteri; Cyprinodontiformes; Rivulidae. Gene Ontology annotation, cellular component: nucleosome. Gene Ontology annotation, molecular function: DNA binding; structural constituent of chromatin; protein heterodimerization activity. The record is from RefSeq and is a predicted model, not a curated record.